Messenger RNA from Helianthus annuus (common sunflower), 1620 nucleotides. RefSeq names its product glutathione S-transferase-like. The transcript is spliced from 3 exons. Lineage: Eukaryota; Viridiplantae; Streptophyta; Magnoliopsida; Asterales; Asteraceae. The record is from RefSeq and is a predicted model, not a curated record. Gene Ontology annotation, cellular component: cytoplasm. The coding region runs from base 287 to 919 and encodes 210 amino acids. Gene Ontology annotation, molecular function: glutathione transferase activity; glutathione binding.
UUUCGGUACCGAAUUUUGAGAUUUUCAGUACCGGUUUUUACCCUUAAAUACCGGUACCCACUUUUGGGGAUUUUCCAUACCGGUACUUUCGGUACCGAGCUGGUCCCUACAUGAUUACUUGCGCAAUUUCCUCAAAAUGCUGGAACAUUCGUCCGCAUCUGGAUCCUUCUAUAUCGGCCUUUCUUUCGUGACUAGAAUAGAAUCUAUGUAUAUAUUUAACACUUAACGUCAUGCUCUUCUCUCAUCAAUCAAAGUUAAAAAAUUUAUAAUUACAAUAAGAGUAAAAAUGGCUAUGAAACUUUAUGGUGCCGUUGGUUCAACUGCUACUCUCCGUGUUAAGGCUUGUCUCGCUGAGAAGGAGAUCGAUUAUGAGUUCGUUACAAUCAACAUGAGCAAUAAAGAACACAAGACUCCUGAAUUUCUGUCCCGUAACCCGUUCGGUCAGGUUCCGGCGCUUGAGGAUGGUGAUCUCAAGCUGUUUGAAUCAAGGGCCAUUACUAAAUACCUGGCUCUUACCUACCCCGAAAACGGAAUCAAUCUGAUGAUGCACGACAAAAAAACAAUGGCAGUAGUUGGCGUGUGGAUCGAAGUCGAGUCACAAAAAUUCGAGCUGAUUGGAUCAAAACUAGCAUGGGAGCUAGCAUACAAACCCAUGUUCGGUUUGACAACCGACGACGCUGUUGUGGAAGAGAACGAGAAGAAGCUGGAGCAAGUGCUAGACGUGUAUGAAUCGCGGUUGUCCGAAAGCAAGUAUUUGGGUGGUGAUGUCUUCACAUUGGCGGAUCUUCACCACCUUCCUGCUUUGAAGUUUUUGUUUGGAACCAAGGUGAAGAGGUUGUUCGACGCGCGAUCGCAUGUCAGCGCGUGGGCUGCUGAUAUCCAGUACAGGCCUGCUUGGGUGAAAGCAACCACGGCUUGAUUGAUUUUGUGGUGUGUGUUUGUUUGUUGCCCACAUAUAUAAUAAGUUAAAUAUGAAAACAAUAAUAGAAGUAUUUUAUGCUUGGCUGAAACCAGUUGUAUUUGGUCACACACAUCUCAAUAUAUGUCCGCUCGUAUCAACUAAACUGACUACACGUCAAUUUGGUUACAAAGUGCAAAUCACAAGAGUCUCCACAAGUCUUGUUCACUCUUGAUCAACUCUGGAAAGGCUCAUGUCUCCUAUUCCCCAACUUUAGAACUAAAAAAAGAAAAAAAAUUACACAUGUGCAAUAGCAACGCCACAAGUGGAAGCGAUGAAGGAACAAAGCAAUCGCAUAUUUGUGAUCGAAGAACAAAAAUAAAUCGAGUAAUUGACGAUCAAAGUUUGUGGUUAACCAAGGUUUGCAUUCAUCUCCUUGAGUCUUGACCCUAUGUUUUGUGAUUUUCCCUUUGUUUUUAUUUGUGAUUGACUUAUUUAUGAUUUCGUAAGCUAGAAGUUGUUUACCCCGUCAACUUGUGCCACCCGUAAAAAAAAUUUAAAAUUCGAAAUCCCCCAACAUAGGCCCACUUACAAAACUAUUUUUAUGGUUUAUAUUAGUUAUUAGCCAAUUGAGAUCAAGUUUAAAUCUUUAAUGAGACCAAGACUUAAUUUCGUUAAGGGCUAAAAAUAUGUUUUUUCGAGCUCGAACAGGGUACACGAAU